Suillus paluster is the source of this 600-nucleotide messenger RNA. RefSeq lists its product as uncharacterized. The record is from RefSeq and is a predicted model, not a curated record. The coding region runs from base 1 to 600 and encodes 199 amino acids. NCBI's taxonomy places the organism in Eukaryota, Fungi, Basidiomycota, Agaricomycetes, Boletales, Suillaceae. The transcript has 4 exons.
AUGUACCAGCGAUCCAUAAAAGCACUGAUACCUCUCGUUCUUCUCUUCCUGGCUGUCAGCAUCACCAAUGGGGUGAUCGCCGCAAUAUCAAUGAGGGUUAUUUCAGCGGAGGAGUUUGUUCUUUCCGGCACCUAUCAGUGCAGUUUUGACUAUGGCGGAGAUGUUCUACUUCUGGAUACUAUCAGUUGGAUACUCGGAACUGUAUGGGAGGUUUUCGCACUGUGUCUCGCAGUCUGGAUUGCUGUAAAACACUUCCGUGAACUGCAACAACAAUCAGGCGGACGGAUCAUCGAAAACUGUUUGACGGUGUUGAUAAAAAGUCACAUGGGUUACUUUGGGAGUUAUCUUGCAACUUCUUGCUUCAACCUCGGUCAUUUUUCUCCAGCCAUCUCAGGGAACCCAUAUUCCACGGGAAGUCAAAUCUAUGCUGGUGUUGCUCAAAUUCUCUUGUCCGUGCAGAUGUAUGUGCUGGGACCGCGCCUUGUCCUUAGCAUUCGAGAAUAUCACGCCAAACUCGUAGCCGACUCCGAUGCAGCAACCGCCAUGACUUCAAUUGCUUUCCAGGAGCGCGUAUAUGUGUCAACUAGCAGCACUGUGUAG